Messenger RNA from Linderina pennispora, 1527 nucleotides. Its product is annotated as carboxyl transferase. The record is from RefSeq and is a predicted model, not a curated record. Gene Ontology annotation, cellular component: mitochondrion. The coding region runs from base 1 to 1527 and encodes 508 amino acids. The transcript is spliced from 3 exons. Lineage: Eukaryota; Fungi; Kickxellomycota; Kickxellomycetes; Kickxellales; Kickxellaceae. Gene Ontology annotation, molecular function: propionyl-CoA carboxylase activity.
AUGCUUCGCAACCACCUCCCCCGCCUCCACCACACUUUCCGCGGCUACGCGACGGCGUCGACCAAGGGCAGCGAGAUUCAAUCGCGGAUUUCGGCCAAGCGCCAAGCAUCGCUGCUGGGCGGCGGGCUUAAGCGCAUUUCGGCGCAGCAUGCCAAGGGCAAGCUGACAGCGCGCGAGCGCAUCGAGCUUCUGGUGGACCCUGGGACGUUCCGCGAGUACGACGCAUUCGUCGAGCACCAAUGCCACGACUUUGGCAUGGCGAGCCAGACACUGACCGGCGAUGGAGUGGUGACUGGCGUGGGCAAAGUAAACGGCCGCACGACCUUUCUGUUCUCGCAGGAUUUCACGGCAUUCGGCGGCUCCCUGAGCAAGACGUUUGCGCAGAAGGUGUGCAAGAUUAUGGACCGCGCAAUGCAGGCCGGAGCGCCGGUCAUCGGGCUAAACGACUCGGGCGGUGCGCGCAUCCAAGAGGGAGUCGACUCGCUGGCUGGCUACGCGGAGAUCUUCCAGCGGAACGUGCUGGCGUCGGGCGUGGUGCCGCAGAUCUCGCUGAUCAUGGGCCCGUGUGCCGGCGGUGCUGUGUAUUCGCCGGCAUUGACGGAUUUCACGUUUAUGGUGAAGGACACGUCGUACUUGUUUGCGGUGACGAACGAGACGGUGACGCAGGAGGAGCUGGGCGGGUCGUCUGUGCACGCAAGGAAGUCAGGCGUCGCCCACGGGGCAUUCGACAACGACGUGGUGGCGUUGGCGCAGAUGCGCGAGCUGCUGUCGUUUCUGCCGCAGUCUAAUCGCGAAAAGGCCCUCGAUCGGUUCUCUGCCGAUCCCGUCGACCGCGCCGACCCUGCCCUGGACACCCUGGUGCCUAGCGACUCGACCAAGGCCUACGAUAUCACCGAUGUGGUGAAGCGCGUCGUUGACGAUGCGCGGUUCUUUGAGAUCAUGCCCGAGUUCGCCAAGAACAUCGUCGUCGGAUUUGCCCGCGUCGGCGGCCAGUCGGUCGGCAUCGUCGGCAACCAGCCGCUGGCUGCCCGGUUCGUGCGCUUCUGCGAUGCCUUCAAUAUCCCACUGGUGACGUUCGUCGAUGUGCCCGGGUUCCUGCCCGGAACGCAGCAGGAGCACAAUGGCAUUAUCAGGGAGGGAGCCAAGCUCCUGUAUGCCUACGCCGAGGCCACUGUGCCCAAGAUCGCCGUGACCACCCGCAAGGCCUACGGCGGUGCCCAGUGCGUCAUGAGCUCAAAGCAGCUGCGCGGCGACGUCAACCUGGCCUGGCCUACGGCCGAGCUGGCCGUCAUGGGUGCCAAGGGUGCUGUCGAGAUUCUCUGGCGCAAGGACCUGGAGGGCCGCGCCAAGGCCGAGGAAGAGUACAACAGGCUGUUCGCCAACCCUCUGCCGGCCGCCCAGCGCGGAUACCUGGACGACAUCAUCCAGCCCAGGGACACUAGGCGGAGGAUCAUCGAGGAGCUGGAGAUUCUGCGCUCCAAGCAGCUGGUGAAUCCAGCCAAGAAGCACGACAACAUGCCGCUCUAA